AUGCCAAACCUAACCCAGUUUUCACCCCAACUGCUGUCAAUCCGUUUCUUUGAAGCUAGUUUCGAACCUAACUUUAACGUUGUUGAACUGAAAAUCGAGUCAGUUUCGAACCUGGUUAUUAUAUCACGUUUGCUCAAACCCCCGUUGCUAAGUGCGAAAUCAACACAGUUUCGUGAAAAGUGUUUGUUUGAUGAAACUACCCUGGGUCAGUUUCAGUUUUCUCAAGCGAAAACGACAACAAUAAAUUUAUAAUUUGACGUUAUUCAAGCAUACAAAGCAUGCUCAGUUGAGAGCAUCACCGGAAGUGAACGAACGUUUUAAUAAGACGUUAAAUAAAAAAUGAGUUUGAUCAAAGACAUCGUAUUAACAAGAUAUCCAGCUCUCACAUUUCCCGAACAAAUCAUUGGCAACAUUUUUUGCGAGCAUGGCGCCCUCAGGCGAGUCCGCAUCGAAUCUCGUACACAGAAGUAGGGGAGAGAAAUGUCAAAUUCGUGCGCGCCAAAAUAGCAGCACUGCGCACCCAUACAAUUGACAUGAUAUGUUGAAUGUGACACCGUGCGAUGGCGUUGCUGAACUGAAGAUUGAUUUCGCUCCAAGCUGACAGGGUCUGGUUUGAUCUAACAAUAAACUCCUGUUCUUAUGCUAACUGUGCGUGACACCAUAAGGCAAAUGAACUUGAUUGAUGAUGACUGCUUUAUGAACGCAGAAAAAAAGUAUUGUAAAAGUAAAUGAAUUCUGAGUAUUUCGAUUUAUUUUCUAAACAGUGACAAUAACACUUCUGGUUUGAUACAAUAAAUGUUUUCUGUUUUGAACAACCAACAUUCGUUUCGCACAAAUUCAUUAUAAUUGUUUGAAUUUUUUUUAAGUAAAAUAUUUUAUUGGGCUCAUUUGCGUUAGCUUAACGUGGCCGAUUGUCUUGUUGUUAGGUGGAAAAGAAUGGAAGCCGUAUUUUGGGGCGGCCUACUCCCCUAGGGUUAGUAAAGGAGUGCCAGGAGGGUGGUACCUAUACUGUAUUGAUUUUUAAACAUUUUUUGAUAUUACAAAUCAUUCAUUAAUAGUUUGCAUCUUUGAAACACACUUUUUCAUUUUCGGGUUCUCGACGUUCUCCGGAUUGUAACGAGGAAGCAGAGAUGCCAGGUAAAAAUUUCAAAUAUCUGCAGACAGGGUCUGUAAAUCUGCAGUCAGCAAGUAUGUCUUGCUGGCAGCAAUUUCUCUAUAAAGUAUGACACGCAUGUGAGUCUUCUUUUAUUGUGAGUCUGGAAUCAUCCAGCCAAGCUGACACAAUUUGAUAAUGCGUGUUACCUGUUCAAGCGACCAAAGAAGAAAGAGGACGAGUUAGUUCGUUGAUCGCUUACUACGAUUAAAUAAUAAUAAGCGUGGUAUCGCCAUGGAUACAAACAACACAUUACCAUGGGUACAAAACAUCAAACUACCUCGUGUUAUUUACAGGGGUGUAUUGUUGUGACUAGUUUGCUUCCAACGAAUGUCUAGAUAUAUUUAGGAAGGUAUUCACAACCCCACCUCUCCGUAAAAGAAUUUAUUUUUAUAAUAUUGUUAUAUUUUAUUUAUAUUUUCAUUAAUUGUUGUUUUUUUAAUUUUUUUUGAGUGGAUAAUUAAUUAUAUGUAUAUGUAUAAGUAUUUGUAUUAUUAUAAUAUCACACAUAACACAUUAUAUCUACUAAAAUUUUCAGUGUUCAUUAAGAGCUAUGUUUUUUUUUCUCAUUUUCGGAAAUCUAACCGUAUAAUUGAGUGCAUUGAACUAGAACACAUUUGAAUAGAACACAAGUUGAAUUCAUUAUUCACCUGAAAAAGGUAUUAGUAGUAUACAAGGGAUUACUACGUUGAAAGGAGAUUUAUAGUUUCGGAUAGUUGAAUAAGGGAAGACCUAAUCUUUGAGCUGCUGCACAAGAAAGCUCGCUUCAAAGAAUCUCCCUAUAUCCGAACUGCCUCCGAACAUUCUCAAAGAUUAGAGUCGAAGAUGUCACAGGAACAAGAUGGAUUUGACUGCGAGAGGUGUGAACGACCCAACUCUUGCGAUAACAUGGUACAGUGUGAUUCUUGUCUGGGUUGGUAUCACCUGGAUUGCGCGAAUGUAUCGCCGGGAGUUGAAAAUCGACCAUGGCAUUGUGAAACGUGCUCACAAAAUACCUCAUUGCCGGAGAAAUCACACAAAAGAGAAACUGCUUUCAGUGGCCUGAUAACCACACCAACAGUGGCGCGCAACGACAAAUCAAAGAAGGAAAUUGAGGCCUGCGAUAGCAAAAAAAAUGGGAGCACAAAAGAAUGUCGGAACUACCUUGAAAGGCUUCACUACAAGGAAUACGUCACCGACCAACAAAACUCCAAAAGGAACGUCUCGAAUAUUCGAAACGAUCAUGUACUGAAGCCAGCUCUAUGCGAACUAACACGUCCAGCGCUAGAGUUGUAGCUCAGAAAGCACUUCGUCGACUGGAGGAAAAACAGAAAUUAGAGGAGCAAAAACUGGAAUUUCAACGACAAGAGCUAGAAAAGGCUAAAGAGCGUCUGCAAAUGGAGAAGGACCUAGAGGAAAGAGAAAAUGCAUUGACUAGGAAGCAACUAAAAAUGCUCGAGAAAUUCUUGGAAGAAAAGCUCAGUUUAGAGGAAAAACUUGUGGAAGAUGAAGUCCUCUCCCAGCACACAUCACGCACCGAGAAAUCUGCAACGCGAAAAUGGGUAACGCAGCAACGUUUGCAAGACGCCUUCGGGCAAACGAGUGAUGAAAACGCGAAAAAUGAAGAACCAUGGGGGGAUUCGGAAGCAUCAGGUCAUGCUACUAGAUCCGAAGUACCAAAUAAUCUGUCAAAAGGAGCUCUUAGUGGCAUGUUAAAUGGAAACCAGAUUGCCGCUAGGCAUCUAUGGCCGAAACAAUUGCCAACGUUUUCUGGCGAUCUCGAGGAAUGGCCGGUAUUCUAUAGUAGCUAUUUAGACUCUACUAUGGCCUGUGGAUUUGCACCGGUCGAAAACAUCAUUCGGUUGAGAAAAUGCCUUAGAGGUCCAGCACGGGACGCAGUGAUUACUAAGUUAAUGUUUCCGCAUGCCGUAUCAUCGAUAAUUGAGACCCUUCGACGGCUAUAUGGACGACCAGAGCUUCUCGUCAAACAUCUACUUACAAAAGUACGUCGCUUGGAAGCUCCGAAACCCGAGAGGCUUGACAGUUUAAUUAACUUCGGUUUAACGGUCCAACAGCUAUGCGACCAUCUCGAAGCUGCAAAUUUGAAAAGUCAUCUGGCAAAUCCUACGCUACUGGAAGAGCUUGUAGGGAAACUGCCGGCCACAAUCAAGCUUGAUUGGGUGCGACACAAGCGGGCGUUUAAUGAUCCGUCGCUUAAAGAGUUUGGAAAUUUCAUGGAUGGAUUGGUCAUAGAUGCAAGCGAGGUUACAGUUCUAGUACAAUCAAAAAAUGACUCUGGAUGCUAUGACAGGAUAAAGCAUCAUCAAAAGGCUCACGUUCACGCCCAUAACGAAGACCAUGCCAUGCUGGGGAACAGCUUACCCCGAAAACCUUGUCCGAUCUGCGCCAAAUUAGAUCAUCGUGUACGAAAUUGCAACGAAUUCAAACGAAUGAGUCUUGAAGCGCGUUUGAAAGCGGUGGAAGAGAAUAGACUCUGUGAAGUGUGCCUGUUCGACCAUGGUAGCUGGACAUGUAAAUCAAGAUUCUCGUGUAACGUGGGAAACUGCCGUGAGCGGCAUCAUCCAUUAUUACACCACGAUGGGACAUUGAAUGUAAUAAAAGCUGACUGCAAAACCCAUAGAAUUGCAACAGAAGUCGUUCUAUUCCGUGUUGUGCCAAUCACAUUAUUUAACGGGUCACGCAGUGUUGAUACUUUCGCCUUCCUCGGUGAGGGGUCCUCCCACACUUUAAUCGAUGCUAGUAUUUCACGCCGCCUCGGAGUCGUAGGAACCUCAGAGCCGUUAAAGUUAAUAUGGACUUCAGAUGUAAGUCGCGAAGAGAGCUCGUCAGAACGAGUUGACUUAAUGAUUUCAGCCAGAGGUGGACACGAGCGAUACAAGCUUUCAGCCGCACGUACUGUUUGCACAUUGAGUCUUCCUACUCAGAAUCUACGCGUAGAUAAAAUUUCCUCACAAUUUAGACAUCUAGAGGGCGUCUCUAUGAUUUCAUACCAGAAUGCGAAACCGAAAGUUCUCAUCGGCUUACGAAACUUAGACUUAAUUGCACCAAUUGAGAGCCGUGUAGGUCGGCCGGGUGAGCCUAUUGCAGUAAGGAGUGUUCUUGGAUGGACAAUAUACGGGCCGUGUGGAAAGCGUCUCGAUGAGCGACCAUUCUUGGGACAUCACCUGUGUAAACUAGAAGUAGAUCAAGAACUGAACGAAAUAGUACGCCAACAGUUUAUUCUGGAAGACGCCGGAAUAGCGCCCGUACAGUUGCCAGAGUCGGCAGAAAUUAUGAGAGCGAGGGAGAUCCUAAAUAAAACAACAUUCCGCCAAAACGGUAGAUUCGUCACCGGACUGCUGUGGAAAACCGACGAGAUACGCUUCCCAGACAGUUUACCUAUGGCAACUAAACGACUUAGAAAUUUCGAAUCAAAAUUGUCAAAAGACCUCGGAUUGCGACGAGAUGUGCACAAACAAAUGAGAGAGUACAUCGACAAUGGUUAUGCCCACAAAGCGACACAAGAUGAGAUAAGUAAAGUCGAUGCUAACCGAGUGUGGUAUUUGCCACUUAGCGUGGUGGCUCACCCCAGAAAACCGAACAAAAGACGACUUGUGUGGGACGCAGCUGCGAAAGUGAAUGGAGUGUCUUUAAAUUCCCAACUGUUGAAGGGACCGGACCUAUUAGUUCGGCUGCCGGGUGUAAUUUGCAAGUUUCGCGAGAGGCGUAUUGGCUUUGGUGGAGACAUCGAGAAGAUGUUCCAUCAGAUUCGGAUACUCCCAGAGGAUACUCAUUCUCAACGAUUUCUGUUCCGUUUUGAUGAACAGCUACCACCGGACAUUUAUAUUAUGAACGUAGCAACGUUCGGUGCUACCUGCUCGCCAUGCUCGGCGCAGCACGUUAUGCACUUGAAUGCCGACGAAAAUGCACAUGAAUUCCCUGAAGCAGCCCUGGCAAUCAAGGAGAGAACAUAUAUGGACGACUACUUUGACAGUACCGAUACCCCAGAAGAAGCCUUGAAACGGGCCCUACAGGUAAAGCUGAUCCAUUCUCGAGGUGGGAUGAAUAUGCGAAAUUGGGUUUGCAACAAUGUAGCAGUUCUGCAAGGAAUAGGAGAAAUACCAGAGCAGCGGUCACUCCCUAUCGACUGUAGUAAUGGAGAGAAACAACAACGAGUUCUCGGAAUAGUUUGGGACCCUGAAAAAGAUAUCUUCAUAUUCUCCACGAACUGGUAUACCGAGCUGGCUCCGUAUGUAGUGGAGGGUAGGCGACCAACCAAGCGGAUUGCUUUGCGUAUCGUGAUGAGCUUGUUCGAUCCGUUGGGAUUUCUUGCACCGGUUUUAAUUCAUGGCCGAAUGCUAAUUCAAGAUCUCUGGCGGACUGCUUUAGACUGGGACGUUAAAAUUGGCGACACCGAGUAUGAUAAGUGGUUUCAAUGGAUAAACAUUCUACCAAGAAUCAGUACCAUUGAGAUCCCGCGGUAUUAUUUUAUUGGAUCUCGACCUAGCUCCUAUGAAUCAUUGCAGUUACACAUAUUCACUGACGCAAGCGAGUUGGGCUACGGAUGUGCCGCUUACUUCCGAAUUGUGGUCGAAGGAGAAAUAAAAUGUGCGCUUGUCAUGGCCCGAAGUAAGGUGGCUCCGCUUAAGUACCAAUCCAUUCCGCGGAUGGAGCUCCAGGCGGCGCUUCUAGGAGCGAGAAUGAUGAAGACCGUGUGCGAAACUCACACGCUGCCGAUCCGCGAGAAGUAUAUUCACACAGAUUCAGAGGUAGUUCUAGCAUGGAUUCACUCUCAACAUCGCAAUUACAAACAGUUUGUCGCGUACCGAAUCGGAGAGAUACUGACGCUUACAGAACCUGCGAGUUGGCGACACGUUCCAUCAAAGGAAAAUUUAGCAGAUUGUUUAACAAAGUGGAGUAAGGACACUUUACCCGAUUCGAAUGGAAGAUGGCUGACUGGCAAAAAUACCUUUCUGCAUAAAGAAAUGGAAAAUUGGCCAAAACAAAAAAAAAUUCCGCGUACUAAUGAGGAGUUAAGGGUUCACCUUCUGCUACAUCGCAUUGCGGUUCCGGAACGCAUUAUAGAUGCCGCACGAUUCUCAAAAUGGAAGGUGUUGUUACGAACUGUGGCACUGGUAAGUCGUUUUGUGACAAAUUGCCGUCGUAAGGCCAAGAAACUUCCUAUUAAGACGAUUAAAGCAACUAAGAGUCUACGACCGCUCAUAAAAUGUUCAAUCCCAACCGAAAUUGUUCCUCUCUGCCAGAAUGAGUAUUUAACUGCUGAACAAUGGUUAUGGCAAACGGCACAAAACGAUAUUUAUCCUGACGAAGUCAAAAUCCUCAUAAAUAAUCGAGAUGAACCGCCAGAGAAAUGGAUUAAACUUGAAAGAUCCAGUCCAUUAUACAUACUAUCUCCUUUCGCCGAUCAGUUCGGAGUCAUAAGAAUGGAAGGUCGGACAGCCAAGGCAAGUUACGCGACGUUUGAUGCUCGAUUCCCAGUCAUACUGCCAAAAUCACACCCCAUCACUCUAUUACUCCUUGAAGAUUUCCAUACUCGAUACGGGCACGCGAACCGCGAGACGGUAGUCAACGAGGUUCGCCAAAGAUUCCAUAUCUUCAAUUUGCGUGCCACGGUAGCCAAAGUAAUGAAAAAAUGUCAACGAUGCAAGAUUAGGAAAUGUAAACCACAACAUCCCCGGAUGGCACCGCUUCCCAUAGAGAGGUUGACACCCUUUGUUCGACCGUUCUGUUACGUGGGUGUAGAUUACUUAGGGCCUCUGGAAGUCUCGAUCGGGCGUCGCAAGGAAAAGCGGUACGUAGCGGUUUUCACAUGUCUAGUCGUUCGUGCCGUACAUUUAGAAGUGGCGCACAGUCUAUCCACAGACUCAUGCAUUAUGGCAGUGAGAAGAUUCAUACGACGACGAGGAUCGCCAGUAGAAAUAUGCUCGGACAACGGUACUAAUUUCGUUGGCGCGAGUAACGAAUUGAUCAAGCAGAUUAAAGAUAUAAACAACGAGUGUGCGGAUACGUUUACAGAUGCUCGAACUAGAUGGACGUUCAAUCCCCCGUCAGCUCCACAUAUGGGUGGCGUGUGGGAGAGAAUGGUCAGAAGUGUUAAAGAAGCAAUGAGGGCACUCGACGACGGUCGUAAACUAAACGAUGAAAUACUACUCACAGUUUUGGCUGAGGCAGAAAGUUUCAUCAACUCACGACCACUAACAUAUAUGCCUCAAGACUCUGCGGAAGGAGAAGCGAUUACACCAAAUCAUUUCAUUCUCGGAAAUUCGUCGGGUGCCCAUGAACGGAUGCUACUUCCAAUUGAUUUGGCUGCAUCGCUGAGAAGCAGCUAUCAAAGAUCGCAGUGUUUGUCAGGUGCAGUGUGGAAUCGUUGGUUGAAGGAGUACUUCCCCUCGCUGAACAAACGAUCGAAGUGGUUUACGGAUACCAAACCAAUUCAAGUGGGGGACCUGGUAUACAUUACCGAAGGGAGUCGACGAACCUGGGUACGCGGCAAAGUGCAAGAGGUAAUUGCCAGAAGUGACGGCAGGAUUCGUCAAGCGAUUGUACGAACAGCUGGCGGUAAAGAUUUGAGGCGACCAGUCGUUAAGUUAGCUGUUAUGGAGGUUUCUGAUGGUGAAUUCUGUGAAAGGCCACAAGUCUCUCAUCAGGAUUCACGGGGCGGAGGAUGUUCUGAUAACACUGCUGUUCUUUCUGCAGGCAAACGAAUCGGGCACCCUGCCAUACCGGAUGGAGGAGUGAAAUGUCAAAUAGAGAAGUAGAAGUCAAGCCGAAUGAAAGCGACUACGCUGCACACGGCACUAAAUAUAAUUUUUCUUAUCCUACUUAAUUAAGUUCAUUUGUAAUUGAAUUCUGGGACGUUUCGGAUAACGUUGCCCCAAUACGGUAGUAUAUGAAAUACUGUUCAGUUGAUAUGCGUUAUUACAACGGUAAGCAUUCUUAAUAUAUAUGAGGUUAGGUGUUACUACGGUUAACGGACGCUUAUCGUUUUUUUUUCUCAUUUUCGAAGAUCUAACCGUAUAAUUGAGUGCAUUGAACUAGAACACAUUUGAAUAGAACACAAGUUGAAUUCAUUAUUCACCUGAAAAAGGUAUUAGUAGUAUACAAGGGAUUACUACGUUGAAAGGAGAUUUAUAGUUUCGGAUAGUUGAAUAAGGGAAGACCUAAUGUAAGUAAUUGGCUUAGCUCCUCGCAAUCUAUUGUUCUAAUCUAAUUAAUAAUAAUUUCAGCUUUGAGCUGCUGCACAAGAAAGCUCGCUUCAAAGAAUCUCCCUAUAUCCGAACUGCCUCCGAACAGGUAUGAUGGGGUAUUCUUUGUUCUAGCAGUUCGAUGUAGAAUUGCA
This is a messenger RNA of Malaya genurostris, 8492 nucleotides long. RefSeq lists its product as uncharacterized. The transcript is spliced from 2 exons. Lineage: Eukaryota; Metazoa; Arthropoda; Insecta; Diptera; Culicidae. The coding region runs from base 2395 to 7911 and encodes 1838 amino acids. Gene Ontology annotation, biological process: DNA integration. Gene Ontology annotation, molecular function: nucleic acid binding. The record is from RefSeq and is a predicted model, not a curated record.